GACUUUUAAACAAGUAAACUCACCAUGCAACAUACCAUACCUGUAACAGAUUUUCACUCCUCCUUCCACACAACACUUAAAUAGUGGUCCAGAGUAAAGAGGCGUCACAUAUUCACCUGGGAAUCUGAGGAUAUUGGACACAGGCCACCUGCCAAUCAUACCUGGGAAUAAAACUACCUCUGUUCAAGAACUCAUCUUUUGCAUUAAGAAGAAUAAAGUCUACAGGCAUGGAUAAACGACUGCUCCUCAAUUUUUUGUUGGUGACACUGUCCUUGGAAUUUAUGACCACCUAUGCUCAGAGCAAUACAACCACAAUAGCACCAGCUAACAAUGCAACCACAGUAGCAUCAGCUAGUAAUGCAACAACCGUGGCACCAGCUAACAAUGCAACCACCGUGGCACCAGCUAACAAUGCAACCACAGUAGCAUCAGCUAGUAAUGCAACAACCGUGGCACCAGCUAACAAUGCAACAACCGUGGCACCAGCCAGCAAUGCAACCACCGUGGCACCAGCUAAUAAUGCAACCACCGUGGCACCAGCUAAUAAUGCAACCACCGUAGCACCAACCACACUCCCGGCAGUGGCCAGUAUUUCUCGACAAGAAUGUGGCACCUCAAAGCUCUGUGCAGCUGAACCCUCAAAGUGCGAUCCCGCUUCCGGAACCUGCUAUUUCCUUUCUGCCAAGCAACAAAGUGGCCAAACGUACAACUUUGAGCUCUCAGGACAGACAGACGGCUACAUUGCUGCUGGUCUGUCAACUACUGCAUCUCAGUCUGCCAGUUACAGAGCCUACAUCUGUGCUAACAACAACGGUGCUGUCCGUUUCUUCACUGGCUUCAUCAAUAAUCAGGUUCUAAAUGUGACACAGACACUAAACACAAGCAAUGUGAAGGGAUCAGUCACCUCUGGAAAAAUCCAGUGUACAUUUUCAGCUGAUCUACCUGACACAACGACACGAGCAGCAGGCUAUGCCAUGUCUAUUACAACUGGUUCUUACAAUCCCACUUCCGGGGAACUGGGAAACGCAAACUUCAGAAUCCUAACACCUCUUGUGAACCUCUCUGACCCUACCACCAACGUCACCAAUUUGCUAGGAAACAACAGCACUUCCUCUGCCUAUCCAGUCACACACACACAGUCAUUUUUGCCAGUUCUGCUGGUCACCGUGUCCAUGCUGGCUUUCACGGCAGUAUGAAGCAGCUUUUCUCCACCAAGUUCAUUUUAUGCUGAUUCAAUGAUUUGUUUUUGUUUUUUAAGAAGAACAACUCUUCAAGCCUCUGAUCCGCUGCUUGUUGACAAGUUUGUGAUUCUGAAUCAAAAAAGAAAUGAUGUCACCUGCUUCUUCUUUAGUUCUAUAAAACUAUUUACCCACAGGACUACUGGAAUUCUGCUCUGAGAUGUAAGAGCAAUGUAAAACUUUUCAACAAAUGAGGAAAAAACUGAUUUUUGUCAAGAGUCAAAAAUAUGUCAUCAUCAACAGCAUUUGGGUUUCAAGAUCUGGUUACUUUAGAAGCCCAUUUUACUGGUGCAUGUUGAAAUCUUCAAGUCUUAUUUCUUUUGACACUACAUUGUUCUUUGUUGUAAUAAUGGUGUUAAUUAUUUAGCACUUCCUAAAUUAUGAAGUCUUUAAUGGCUGAUGUGAAUGGACAUGUUAAUACAUUUAACACGUUAAAUGUGGUAAUACAUGUUGCAAAUUGAAUAUUUUAAUAUAUAUUUUUAAUAAAAUCCUUUGUCAAUUUAAUUAUUCAAAUUGAAAUAAAUACAUCUUCCUGAAGGAA
Gambusia affinis (western mosquitofish) is the source of this 1779-nucleotide messenger RNA. RefSeq names its product putative ferric-chelate reductase 1. Gene Ontology annotation, biological process: regulation of glutamate receptor signaling pathway. The coding region runs from base 228 to 1196 and encodes 322 amino acids. The record is from RefSeq and is a predicted model, not a curated record. Lineage: Eukaryota; Metazoa; Chordata; Actinopteri; Cyprinodontiformes; Poeciliidae. The transcript has 7 exons.